This is a messenger RNA of Sorex fumeus (smoky shrew), 4408 nucleotides long. RefSeq names its product TATA-box binding protein associated factor 4b (gene TAF4B). The transcript has 15 exons. Gene Ontology annotation, biological process: DNA-templated transcription; transcription initiation at RNA polymerase II promoter. Gene Ontology annotation, cellular component: transcription factor TFIID complex. Bases 235 to 2814 code for a protein of 859 amino acids. NCBI's taxonomy places the organism in Eukaryota, Metazoa, Chordata, Mammalia, Eulipotyphla, Soricidae. Gene Ontology annotation, molecular function: protein heterodimerization activity; RNA polymerase II general transcription initiation factor activity; DNA binding. The record is from RefSeq and is a predicted model, not a curated record.
CUGAGGAAAAAAAAAAAAGCGGCGAGCGGGGCGGGUCAGGUGUUGAAGCCGGCGCGGGUUGGAGGACGGUCCUGCGCUGGUCCCAGACUUGUGUGUUGGCGGCCCCCGCGCGUCCCUCCCUCGCGAUGCUGUGGAGCUGGACCGGCCCUGGAGUCGGCUGCCGGUUGCCAAGUCUCCCCUCGCCUCUGCACCGCGCUCGGCAGCCCCGCCGCUGCCCCUGAAUCGCCCGGGGGGAUGCCCGCGGGCCUCCCGGAACCGGCCGGUGCCGCUGCCCCGGCCGUCGCGAGCGCCUCGGGGACCGUGAGCCGGGCCCCCGCCGGCCCGCUGCCCGUCCGGGUGGAGGGCGCCGCCGUGGCCCUGGGCGCCGUGACUAAGGCCCCCGCGAGUGUCUGCGCCGAGCCCGCGCCCUCGCAGCCCCUGCGGGCCCCCGUGGGGACCAUGGUGACCCAAGUGGCGCCGGGCAGUGCUCUUCCUAAACUGGGCAGUAGCCCCGGGCUCCCCGCUCCUCAGAUAGUCACCGUGAAAGCCCCCAACACCACAAUCCAGUUGCCUGCUAGUUUGCAGCUUCCUCCAGGAACAGUUUUAAUAAAAAGUAACAGUGGUCAGUUGAUGUUGGUAUCUCCUCAGCAAGCUGUAACAAGAAAUGAGACAGCAAGUAACAUAACUUCAAGGCCAGCUGUACCAACAAAUACUCAAACAGUCAAAAUCUGUACAGUGCCGAAUUCUGGUUCACAAGUAAUCAAGAAAGUAGCAGUGGCACCUGUUAACAAAUUGUCACAAAUAGGAACUACUGUGGUAACUACUGUUCCAAAGUCUUCCUCAGUUCAGACAGUGGCAGUGCCAACCAAUGUUGUCACAGUUACACCUGUAAAACCAUUGACUACUGUAACAAACCUGAAGUCUUCGAGUUUGGGAGCAACAUCUACACCUGCAAAUGAAGCCAAGGUCAAAACACCUACUGCUCAGGCUAACCUUACUCCAACAAUGUUGGAAAAUGUGAAGAAAUGUAAGAACUUCCUUGCAAUGUUAAUAAAACUAGCAUGUAGUGGAUCACAGUCCCCAGAAAUGGGGAAGAAUGUAAAGAAACUGGUGGAACAACUUCUGGAUGCAAAAAUUGAAGCAGAAGAAUUUACUAAACAACUAUAUGUUGAACUCAAGUCUUCACCUCAGCCUCACCUCGUUCCUUUUCUUAAGAAAAGUGUAUCGGCCUUACGACAACUCAUGCCUAACUCCCAAAGCUUUAUUCAGCAAUGUGUUCAGCAGACUUCUAGAGAGGUUGUCAUUGCUACCUGUACAACAACAGUGACACCUCCUCCUGUGGUGACAACAACAAUUUCCUCAACCCAAUGUGAAAAGUCCUUGAUUGUUUCUGGAGCAGCACCACCAAGAACUGUGUCAGUACAAACUCUGAAUCCAGUUGCUGGUCUGGUAGGAGCAAAAACUGGAGUUGUGACUCUUGAUUCUGUAGGGUCAGCCACUGUACCAGCAGGAACAGCCACUGGAACUAUGUUGGUUCAGACUCCAAAGUCUCUUAUGACAUCUGUACAAAAUACCGUUAAAGCAGUUGCACUUCAACCUGAGAAGCCAGUUGUCUCUGGGACACCAGUAACACUGACUCUCCCUUCGGUAACCUUUGGAGAAACUUCAGCAGCAGCAAUUUGUCUCCCGUCUAUGAAACCUAUUGUUGCUUCUACUCGGACCACAUUUGACAAGCCUGUCAUUGGUGCUCCAGUCCAGAUCAAACUUUCACAUCCAGGUCCCAUUCUUUCACAACCUGCUGGCAUUCCACAGGCAGUUAAAGUCAAACAACUAGUAGUCCAGCAGCCUUCAGGAGGUAUUACAAAACAAGUGACCACACUUUCCCAUUCCUCAGCAUUGACCGUUCAGAAAGCUGUACAGAAGAUGCCAGUUACCACUGCAAUACCUCCCAGUCAGUUUCCUCCAGUUUCAAUUCUAAAGCAAAUUACCCUGCCAGGAAAUAAACUUCUGUCAUUUCAAGCAUCUCCUAUUCAGAAAAAUAAAAUAAAAGAAAAUGGAACAGUGUUCUUCAGAGAUGAAGAUGACAUCAAUGAUGUGACUUCUAUGGCAGGUGUAAACCUCAAUGAAGAAAAUUCCUGCAUCUUAGCAACAAACUCUGAAUUGGUUGGCAGACUUGUUCAGUCUUGUAAAGAUGAACCAUUUCUUUUCAUUGGAGCGCUACAAAAGAGAAUUUUAGACAUUGGUAAAAAGCAUGACAUUACAGAACUUAACUCUGAUGCUGUGAACUUGAUUUCCCAUGCAACACAGGAGCGAUUACGAGGCCUUCUAGAAAAACUGACUGCAAUUGCUCAGCAUCGGAUGACAACAUACAAGGCAAGUGAAAAUUACAUCCUGUCAAGUGAUACCAGGUCACAGCUAAAAUUUCUUGAAAAGCUGGAUCAAUUGGAGAAGCAGAGAAAGGAUUUAGAAGAAAGAGAAAUGUUACUUAAAGCAGCCAAGAGCCGUUCUAAUAAAGAAGAUCCAGAACAGCUGAGAUUAAAGCAGAAAGCCAAAGAGCUACAACAGUUGGAGCUUGCUCAGAUACAAUACAGAGAUGCUAAUCUCACAGCUCUUGCAGCUAUUGGACCAAGAAAGAAGAGACCACUAGAAUGCGGACCUGGAAUGGAGGGCUUAAAAGAUAAUUUUCUUGCUUCUGGAACAUCCAGCCUGACAGCCACCAAACAGUUGCUUCGUCCAAGAAUCACAAGAGUCUGCCUCAGGGACUUGAUAUUCUGUAUGGAACAGGAAAGGGAAAUGAAGUACUCGCGAGCACUAUACCUUGCUCUUUUGAAGUGACCACUCCACUCUCCAUCCAGAUCUUUGCUAUUUACUGCCAAAGAAGACAUAAGAAACAUUGUUGCACUGUCCUAAAAUUUCAGUUUCUAGAAAGUAACCAUCAAUAUGGAAGAUGAUUGUUUACAGUUUUAAGCUUUAUUAUACCUAUACCUGUCAAAGGGUUCAUAAUGACUAGAAUUCAGCCUUGUCAAUUGGUUAUGAAUGCAGUUCACAGAAAUGGGCAUCUACCUAUAUGUUUAAUCCUACAUAUUAAGGCCCUAUUUGUUACUCCCUGCUUCAUUUGCCAUCUUCACAGGUGAGAUACCUUUUCCUAAUACGACCUGCAUUAAGACGCAGGGGAGAAUAAGUGUCACUCCUUUCCAAGGAAAAUAUAUCUCAUCCUAUAAUGAACCUGUCUCAAAGGGUUAGGUUUUCUGACUGAAAUCACAAUAACGGCUCCAGAACCAGGAGCUGGUUAUUGAAGAAUAGUUUUCAAAGCCUUAGCCGUUGUAACAGUUACCUUUUGUAGUUGAAGAUGACAAGCCACAGUAUAGGUCUUGAGGUGACUGAGCCCCAGUGUUGUCAAAACCAAGACAUGGGGGAUAAUUUGUGGCUAAGGUUUCUGUUCUCUGGUUCACAUCACGGUGUGCUCCUUUACUCCCUCUUGUACUAAAUGUGGAUACAUCCUUGUUGGGGGAAUCUAAAAUUGAAUCUGUUGGGCUACUUUGUUGAAAAAUAGAAGAGUGAGAAGUUUUAGAAGGAGUAAUUAAUUAGGAAUAAUGCUGCAUAUACUCAAGGGUGCAGUAGGAAAUGGGAAGUCCAGAAACACUUGGUACAUGUUUCUUGACAACAACAAAAGUCGUAGCUCAACAACAAAAGGAAAUAUAAGCAACAUUUUCAAAGUACGGUAUUGCAAAAGGAAGAAGAGUUCUUUUUCGCUUAUGUAUUGUUUUAAAUUUCAGGUGGUUUUGUAAAAUCUUUUAGUUACCGUAAGUUUUAAGUAUCUCGUUGCAUUUUUUAAAAUUGUACUUGGUGGUUAGUUAUGUUUAACAGUGAGACUUCAUUUUGGAUUCUAUACUCAAAAGAUGGUACUGGCACCUCACUCUUGGGGAUCUUGGUUCUAAAUAUAUGAAAAGCAUGUUAUACAUAUAUGUAUGUAAUACUCAUCUGAAGAUGAAGCAGAUGUUUUGCCAAGCAAAACAUUUUUUUCCUUUCACCUGUGUGGCAUGUAGCUGGUGAAAAAUAAAAUCAUAAUUCAAAUCACAAAAGAAUGUAAAUCCUCCAAGAAUUUUUUUUUAUAUAUAAUGGGAAAGCUGUUCUUAGAAAAAAAAAUGGGGAAAACAGCUCAAGUAUAUUAUUCUUCAACCUGUUUUUUCCAUCAGAACUGUUACACCAUAUUCUGUAAGUUUUAAAUUUGCCACAGUUUUUGUUUUACAGUUAUUAUGCUAUAAAUUAUGUAUAUGCUGAGUACUUUAAGAAAGAUAUUGUUUUUGAUAUUUAAAUGCUUAGCUUUAUUUUUUGUAAAGCGCAGUAUAUGCUCAUAUUUGUGUAUAAUUUUAUUGAUGGAUCGGAUGUUUAAAAUUAUUUCAAAUACUUCAUUAAAAUAAUUAUUUUA